AACCCAUCCCCAACCCAAACUCCCCCCGCUUCUCGUUUCCCAGGUACUAUAUAAUCAUCAUCCCUCUCUUCAAUCCUCUAUUCCUCUCUAUAUAUACAUACACACACGUACAUCUUUCUAUCUAUCAUCUUUUUAAUUCGGCCACUCGUUCGCUCUAUUUCCACCACAAUUCUCGAUUUAAUCGACUUGCUUUUUAUUCCAUGUUAUCUCUUUCUAUGUGUAUUUGCAAUUAGGUUCGGUUUUUGUCGGAAUUUUGUAUCGAAGUGAAGAAGCUGGAACUUUGAGUUGUUUACAGUUUUAAGAUGGACAGGAGAAUGGAUGGAUCAGCAGGGCAAGGUGGUAGUAGUGUGGAUAUGUUCUUGCGGAAUUAUAAGCUUGGAAAAACUCUUGGAAUUGGAUCCUUUGGGAAAGUGAAAAUCGCAGAACAUGCAUUAACAGGCCACAAAGUUGCUAUAAAGAUCCUCAAUCGACGCAAGAUUAAGAAUAUGGAGAUGGAAGAAAAAGUGAGAAGAGAAAUCAAAAUACUAAGACUGUUCAUGCACCCUCACAUCAUUCGACUGUAUGAGGUUAUAGAGACACCAACAGAUAUAUUUGUUGUUAUGGAAUACGUAAAAUCUGGUGAGCUUUUUGAUUACAUUGUAGAGAAGGGUAGAUUGCAGGAGGAUGAAGCUCGCAAAUUUUUUCAGCAGAUAAUAUCUGGCGUGGAGUACUGCCACAGGAAUAUGGUUGUCCACAGAGAUCUCAAGCCUGAGAAUCUGCUUCUAGAUUCCAGAUGCAAUGUGAAAAUUGCUGACUUUGGUUUGAGCAAUAUUAUGCGUGAUGGUCAUUUUCUGAAGACUAGCUGUGGAAGCCCAAAUUAUGCUGCCCCUGAGGUUAUAUCUGGAAAGUUGUAUGCGGGACCGGAAGUAGAUGUUUGGAGCUGUGGUGUAAUCCUGUAUGCUCUUCUAUGUGGUACUCUUCCUUUCGAUGAUGAAAACAUUCCCAACCUUUUUAAGAAAAUCAAGGGUGGAAUAUACACCCUUCCUAGUCAUUUGUCUCCUGGUGCAAGGGACUUGAUCCCAAGGCUACUUGUGGUUGAGCCUAUGAAGCGCAUGGCCAUUCCUGAGAUACGCACACACCCUUGGUUUCAAGCUCAUCUUCCACGCUACUUAGCGGUGCCUCCACCAGAUACAUUGCAACAAGCAAAGAAGAUUGAUGAAGAGAUACUGCAGGAGGUGUUAAAAAUGGGGUUUGACAGGAACAGCCUGGUUGAGUCUCUCCGUAACCGAGUCCAAAAUGAGGGUACAGUUGCGUACUAUUUGCUACUAGACAACCGUUUCCGUGUUUCCAGCGGCUAUCUUGGAGCUGAAUUUCAGGAGUCUAUGGAUGGUAUUAACCGGUUUAGUUUAAAUGAGCCUGUAUCUCCAGUUACAGCGCAACGAAGUCCUAGACAUAUUGAUUAUCAAGGAACAGCGUCAAGACCUCAGUUCCCUGUUGACAGAAAAUGGGCGCUCGGGCUUCAGUCUCGAGCUCAUCCACGUGAGAUAAUGACCGAAGUUCUAAAAGCUCUGCAGGAACUGAAUGUCUGUUGGAAAAAGAUAGGGCACUACAACAUGAAAUGCAGGUGGGUCCCUGGCAUUCCUGGCCAUUAUGAUGGAUUGUUGAACAAGUCCAUGCAUAGUAAUCAUUUCUUUGGAGACGACUCCACUAUUAUUGAGAAUGAUGCUGCUGUGAGAUCGCCCAGUGUGGUCAAGUUUGAAGUACAGCUUUACAAGACUAGAGAGGAUAAAUAUCUGCUUGAUCUACAAAGGGUCCAGGGACCGCAGUUCCUUUUCCUGGAUGUCUGUGCUGCUUUUCUUUCUCAGCUUCGGGUGCUCUAGAUCAAGUUGUCUUAAUGACAAGGCCAGCUUAGACUGUUAACCCGCAAUGAAUUCUGCCCAGCUUAGACUGUUAAUUCGUAAUGACCGUCUGCAAAGAAUGUUGUAUAUAAUCAGAGCCAGCUAUGGUUAUAGCUUGAUUCUUUUGAACUAUUUUUUUGUGGUAAGGUGGACUUCCAGAUAUCAAAUAAAUAAAUAAAUAAUAAGAGUUUUUUUAGGUACA
Daucus carota subsp. sativus is the source of this 2079-nucleotide messenger RNA. RefSeq names its product SNF1-related protein kinase catalytic subunit alpha KIN10. Gene Ontology annotation, molecular function: protein serine/threonine kinase activity; ATP binding. The transcript is spliced from 12 exons. Gene Ontology annotation, cellular component: cytoplasm. Bases 303 to 1859 code for a protein of 518 amino acids. Lineage: Eukaryota; Viridiplantae; Streptophyta; Magnoliopsida; Apiales; Apiaceae. The record is from RefSeq and is a predicted model, not a curated record. Gene Ontology annotation, biological process: protein phosphorylation; intracellular signal transduction.